CCACCUGAACCAUCGCUCACAUUACCGCCUGAACCUCCCCAGCCACCCCCGUCCCACGUCCGUGGAAAAAUUGGCUUCCACGAAACUGGUCCCUGGUACCAAAAAGGUUGGGGACCGCUGUCCUAAAAGAUCACACAGUGCAGCACGGACAGACCAGGGCUCAUACCCAGGAGAGAAAGGCAGGCUCACAGAGUCACUGAUUGAGCCGAGCCGCUUGUGUGAACAGGUCGGGUCAGGCACUCGAGCUCUUGGAGACAGAGACAGAUGUGAUCUCUGCCUGGUUGAGUUCAUACUCGUGUGCAACAGAUGACAACCAGUAUACAAAGGAAUGGGUUGUGAUAAGCGCUGUGGAGGUGACAGUGGAGAGGUCACGUUAAAUGGGGUGGCCAGGGAAGGCCUCCAAGAACGUGACAUGUAAGCUGAACUCUGAAGGAGAUCCCUUCUGGAGAGGACAGCGGGCGAAAACGUGCGAUGGCCACGAGGCAGGGAAGAGCUUGCCCAGCUGGAAGAAGGGCUAGAAGCCGCCGUGGCUGGAGGUGCGCGGAGAGAGGAAGAGGCCGGGAGUUUGGGAUUUACUCACAGCGCGGUGGGGACUUAUGGGGGACCUAAGGCCAAAGAGUGGUACCUGACUGCUGUGCGGGGUUCAGAUCAGGGGAAACGAGGAACCCAGGGAGAGCCGUUAGAAGGCUGCUCUUGGGGUCCCGGGGAGGGCGAGAAAGGAGGCGGAGACGAUGGAGGGAUUCAGGACUAGUUUAGGGAUGCCUGGACUUGCUGAUGGACCUUGGGGCAGAGAUGAGCAUUAGCAUUAAAAUACUGCAAUAGGGGCUUCCCUGGUGGCGCAGUGGUUGAGAGUCCGCCUGCCGAUGCAGUGGACACGGGUUCGUGCCCCGGUCCGGGAAGAUCCCACAUGCCACGGAGCGGCUGGGCCCGUGAGCCAUGGCCGCUGCCUGCGCGUCCGGAGCCUGUGCUCCGCAAAGGGAGAGGCCACAACAGUGAGAGGCCCCCGUACCGCAAAAAAAAAAAAAAAAAAAAGUGAUUAAAAAAAACCCCACCACCACUCGAGGCGGAACCGGGGGAACCCCUCUACCCCUAGUCCCGGUCAACCUCUCCGCCUCCACCAGCGUAGCUCCCGGAUCCGGAACGUUUGUAGUGUGGGCACCCGCCUCCGGCGAGGGGCUGGCAAGAAAAGGACCACGUCCGGCGGGGGGGCAGGAAAGAGAAGGGCUGCUUCCGGCGCGACGGUUCCUCCCCGGCCCGGCAAUUUUAGGAAAUGGUUCGGGUGCUCUCGGAAGGAGAGACUUCUCCGUUCGGCUAGCUCUGUUCCCGCUGCCUCCGCUCGCCCGCAACCUCCGCGCCGCCAGCCUCUCCUGCCUCCGGUCUCGCCAGACCCCCCCAGGCUCCUUAAACAGCUCGGUCCUUGAAGUCCCUCUGUGUCCCUCGCGCCUUUAUAGCCUGUGUUCUCCGGGCUCCUCUAUCCUUCUGCCCGCCUUCCAGAGGCCGACUUUGCGGACGGUGGGAACCACCUGGCUUCCCCGGGCGGGAUUGACUGACCGAACGUCCAGUGACUAUCCUAAUCUGGCAGUUGGGGGGUUGGAGAGGUGGCCUGGCCUGGGACUGACCAGGUAGGGUCUUCCCCAGAAGUCAGACAUGGGACUCACUGGCCUCAGGGCAGCUAUGGCGCCUUCUGACUGCUCAGCCAGGGUGAUGGAAUUUGCCUGUCAGACUGACUAAUGGUGGACUGCCCUGGACUAAGCAGUUUUGGAGGAACCACCCAGGGUAAAGGCUCUGAACUGCCAGGUCCCUACCCCCAGGCUGACCAGCCCUGCCAACUUCAUUGACCUAUCCCCACCACCCGUGCACCCAUGGAGAAGAUGUCUCGCGUGACUACAGCCCUGGGUGGCAGCACGCUGACGGGCCGCACCAUGCACUGCCACCUGGAUGCACCAGCCAAUGCCAUCAGUGUGUGCCGUGACGCGGCCCAGGUGGUCGUGGCAGGCCGCAGCAUCUUCAAGAUCUAUGCCAUUGAGGAGGAGCAGUUUGUGGAGAAGCUGAACCUUCGUGUGGGCCGCAAGCCCUCGCUCAACCUGAGCUGUGCAGAUGUUGUUUGGCACCAGAUGGACGAGAACCUGCUUGCCACGGCGGCGACUAAUGGAGUCGUGGUCACCUGGAACCUGGGCCGGCCAUCCCGCAACAAGCAGGACCAGCUGUUUACGGAGCACAAACGCACGGUGAACAAAGUCUGCUUCCACCCCACUGAGGCCCACGUGCUGCUCAGUGGCUCCCAGGAUGGCUUCAUGAAGUGUUUCGACCUUCGCAGGAAGGACUCUGUCAGCACCUUCUCGGGCCAGUCUGAGAGUGUGCGUGACGUCCAGUUCAGCAUCCGGGACUACUUCACAUUCGCCUCCACCUUUGAGAACGGCAACGUGCAGCUCUGGGACAUUCGGCGGCCCGACCGCUGUGAGAGAAUGUUCACGGCCCACAAUGGGCCUGUCUUCUGCUGCGACUGGCACCCCGAGGACAGGGGCUGGUUGGCCACAGGUGGGCGUGACAAGAUGGUAAAGGUCUGGGACAUGACCACACACCGCGCUAAGGAGGUGCACUGCGUGCAAACCAUUGCAUCCGUGGCCAGAGUCAAGUGGCGGCCUGAGUGCCGCCACCACCUAGCUACGUGCUCCAUGAUGGUGGACCACAACAUCUACGUGUGGGACGUGCGCCGGCCUUUUGUGCCAGCUGCCAUGUUUGAGGAGCACCGCGAUGUCACAACAGGCAUUGCCUGGCGCCACCCGCACGAUCCCUCCUUCCUGCUCUCCGGCUCCAAGGACAGCACCCUAUGCCAGCACCUAUUCCGUGAUGCCAGCCAGCCUGUUGAGCGCGCCAACCCUGAGGGCCUCUGCUAUGGUCUCUUUGGGGAUCUGGCCUUCGCAGCCAAGGAGAGCCUAGUGGCCACUGAGUCGGGGCGCAAGCCCUACACUGGGGAUCGGCGCCACCCAAUUUUCUUCAAGCGCAAGUUGGACCCUGCCGAGCCCUUCUCAGGCCUCGCCUCCAGUGCCCUCAGUGUCUUUGAGAUGGAGCCUGGCAGCAGUAGCAUGAGCUGGUUCGUGGACACGGCUGAGCGUUAUGCCCUGGCUGGCCGGCCACUGGCCGAGCUUUGUGACCACAAUGCGAAAGUGGCUCGGGAGCUUGGCCGCAACCAGGUGGCGCAGACAUGGACCAUGCUACGGAUCAUCUACUGUAGUCCUGGCCUGGUGUCCACCACCAACCUCAACCACAGUGUGGGCAAGGGCAGCUCCUGUGGCCUGCCACUUAUGAACAGUUUCAAUCUAAAGGAUAUGGCCCCAGGGCUGGGCAGUGAGACUCGGCUGGACCGCAGCAAGGGUGAUGCACGGAGUGACACAGUGCUGCUGGACUCCUCAGCCACACUUAUCACCAACGAAGAUAACGAGGAGACCGAGGGCAGCGACGUGCCUGCCGAUUACUUGCUGGGCGAUGUGGAAGGUGAGGAUGACGAGCUGUACCUGCUAGACCCGGAACAUGCUCACUCUGAGGAGCCCGAGUAUGUGCUGCCCCAGGAAGCCUUCCCACUGCGCCACGAGAUUGUGGACACCCCACCCGGGCCUGAGCACCUGCAAGACAAGGCCGACUCGCCCCAUGUGAGUGGCAAUGAGGCAGAUGCAGCCUCCCUGGUGCCUGUGGACUCUUCCUUCUCACUCAUCUCCGUCUCACACGCACUGUACGACAGCCGCCUGCCGCCUGACUUCUUCAGUGCCCUGGUGUGUGACAUGCUGCGCUUCUAUGCGGAGCAGGGCGACGUGCAGAUGGCCGUGUCCGUGCUCAUUGUGCUGGGUGAACGCGUGCGCAAAGACAUCGACGAGCAGACCCAGGAGCACUGGUACACGUCCUACAUCGACCUGCUGCAGCGUUUCUGCCUCUGGAAUGUGUCCAACCAGGUGGUCAAGCUCAGCACCAGCCGUGCCAUCAGCUGCCUCAACCAGGCCUCCACCACCCUGCACGUCAACUGCAGUCACUGCAAGCGGCCCAUGAGCAGCCGGGGCUGGGUCUGCGACAGGUGCCACCACUGCGCCAGCAUGUGCGCCGUCUGCCACCACGUGGUCAAGGGUCUGUUCGUGUGGUGCCAGGGCUGCAGUCACGGCGGACACCUGCAGCACAUCAUGAAGUGGCUGGAGGGCAGCUCCCACUGCCCCGCCGGAUGCGGCCACCUGUGCGAGUACUCCUGACCCGCCUGCCGGACCUGGAUGGGUGUGCGGGGCUUGUGAACCAAAUAAAGGAAGCGGGAGACGUA
Messenger RNA from Orcinus orca (killer whale), 4300 nucleotides. It is a transcript of the gene WDR24, whose product is annotated as WD repeat domain 24. Gene Ontology annotation, molecular function: protein binding. NCBI's taxonomy places the organism in Eukaryota, Metazoa, Chordata, Mammalia, Artiodactyla, Delphinidae. The coding region runs from base 1863 to 4235 and encodes 790 amino acids. Gene Ontology annotation, biological process: positive regulation of TOR signaling. The record is from RefSeq and is a predicted model, not a curated record. The transcript has 8 exons.